This is a messenger RNA of Lucilia sericata (common green bottle fly), 4007 nucleotides long. It is a transcript of the gene AspRS-m, whose product is annotated as aspartate--tRNA ligase, mitochondrial. Gene Ontology annotation, molecular function: ATP binding; aminoacyl-tRNA ligase activity; nucleic acid binding. Gene Ontology annotation, cellular component: cytoplasm. Gene Ontology annotation, biological process: tRNA aminoacylation for protein translation. The record is from RefSeq and is a predicted model, not a curated record. The transcript has 12 exons. Bases 412 to 3567 code for a protein of 1051 amino acids. Lineage: Eukaryota; Metazoa; Arthropoda; Insecta; Diptera; Calliphoridae.
AUGCAUACAAACAGCGCCGCUGUCGCGCUUAUUUUCCGCCGUCUGUCUGUGCAAAAAAAAGUUUUGAGUCCCAAAAAAUACUAUUUGAAACAAAUAAUAAUUAAAGAGAACUACAAAAAAGUGUUAUACAAAUAAACUAUUAAAUAUUCAGUUAGUGAGGUGCAAAAUUAAGUAAAAUAAAAUAUUGUAAAGCAUCAAAAAAAGCUGGCAAAUAUAGCGGCAAACAUUUUACUAAGAAAAGUUAUACAGCAAACAAAACAGCCUAUAAAACUAAAAAGUUUUUUACCGGCACCCGCAAAAACUACACAAGUUUUAGGGGCAAAUAACUACCAAGUGUUACGCCAAAAACAAGGAGAUUUAUUUAAUAAAACCUCAAUUUCAUCAGCUUUAGCAGCAGUGAAUAGUCACAUCAUGAGUGGCCGUCAACGUAGCGGUGGUAAUAGUGGUCGUUUUGGUGGCAGCGGUGGUGGAGGUUAUGGUGGUGGCGGCUAUGGAGGCCGUGGUGAUUAUGAUAACUAUGGUAAUGGUGGUUAUAAUGGCGGCGGUUAUAACGGCAAUAAUGGAAUGAAUCCUUUUGGAAAUAUGCCCAAUAACAUGUCCGGAAAUGAUCUCAUGCAAAUAAUGAAUGCAAUGGCUAGUGGUUUUAAUAUGAAUCCACCACCGCCACCGCCAAUGCGUAUGGGCUGUGGUGAUUUACGUGUUCAUCAUGCUGGUAUGUUUGUAGAGUUGACAGGACGUUUAAUUAAAAAACGUGUAACUCGUUUUAUGGAAUUGAGAGAUCGUGGUAAUAGUGCCUGUCAAUUAGUAGUUUUGGAAGAUCGUCAUCCUCGCGUUGCUCGUCGUCUAAUUAAUAUGCCCGAGAAUACGGUAAUAUCUAUAGUAGGUUUGGUACAAAGACGUCCGCGUAACUCUUGCAAUCAGACAAUGCCAACCGGAGAUGUUGAGGUGGAGGUACAAGAUAUACUUACCAUCGAUUUCAACUCAAAUUCCAAACGAGCAGGCGAUAAACGUUCUUAUAGUACAAUGGCCCAACAAAAUAGUACCGCUAUUACUAGUACUGAAUAUAAAAUUGCCAAAUCUGAAAAUGUAUUGAAAUAUUUUGAAAAUCGUGAUAUAACUUGUAAUGAUGUUAGACGUCGUGAUAUUGGCAAAGAUGUCACUUUAGUUGGCUGGGUACCUACCGGUAAAACUAAUAAAUUUAUUCAAUUAAAAGAUGGCUAUGGACAAACGCAAAUUAUUAUCGAAGAUCAAGCUUUGCAAGAUACUGUAACUGGUGCUCCCGAGGGUACGGUUAUACAAGUUACAGGCAAAGUUUUAGGUAGACCUCGUCAAAAUAUAAAUAUGAAAUACGAUACUGGCGAAGUUGAAGUAAUGGUUGAAAAGGUUAAAAUUCUUAAUCCUGAGGAUCCCUACGAUGGUCCCAUCAAGGAAAAAGAUAAGGUCAAGAAACUUUCUAUUAAUGACAUCGAUGAAAAUGCUGAAGGUGGUGAGGCCAAAAAUGGCGAAGCCACCGAAGAUGGUGGUAAUGCAAAACCAGCUGGCUCUGGAAAUGUUAUUAAAGUUGCUGAUCUCAAUAAGUUUGCCAAUCGUACCCAUACAUGUGGUGAAUUGACUAGUGAUAAUAUUGGUGAAAAGGUGUCAAUUUGUGGCUGGUUGGAAUUUCAACGUAUGGGUAAAUUUUUCAUACUACGCGAUGGUUAUGGUCAAACUCAGGUUCUUAUAACCGACAAGACAAACGGUUUGGAUGAUAAUGAACAGGGUAUUGCAUUAGAAUCUAUAGUAAAAGUUGAGGGUACAGUUAUUCCUAGACCGGCAGCAACUAUAAAUCCUAAGAUGACUACAGGCCACAUUGAGAUUGAGGCUGAAAAAAUUGAAAUACUUAAUGCGGCUAAGAGAAAUUUACCCUUUGAUGUGCGUAAAUUCAAUAGAGCUGGUGAACGUUUGCGUUUGACACAUCGUUAUAUAGAUUUAAGAUUUGCCGAUAUGCAGCAUAAUUUACGUAUGCGCUCACAAGUUAUUAUGCGUAUGCGUGAAUAUCUUAUAAACUAUUUGGGUUUUGUUGAGGUAGAAACACCCACACUUUUCCGCCGCACACCGGGUGGUGCUCAAGAAUUUGUGGUGCCUACACGCAAACCAGGUCAUUUCUAUUCACUCGUUCAGAGUCCUCAACAAUUUAAACAAAUGUUAAUGGCUGGUGCCAUAGAUCGUUAUUUCCAAGUUGCUCGCUGUUAUAGAGAUGAGGCCACACGUCCCGAUCGUCAGCCUGAAUUUACUCAACUCGAUAUUGAAUUGUCCUUUACUACUCGUGAUGAUAUAAUGCAAUUGAUUGAGGAAACUUUACGUUAUUCAUGGCCCAAGGAAUAUACCAAAAUUCAAACACCCUUCAAACGUAUGACCUAUAAUGAGGCCAUGGAGAAAUUUGGUACCGAUAAGCCAGAUACACGUUUUAGUCUAGCUUUAACAAAUGUUACCGAAAUUAUUAAAAAGAAUGAAACAUUUGUUGAGAAAUUCAAAGAUUUGGGUGCUUAUGCUUUAAUAGUACGUGGCAAUGGAGGUUUCUGGAAUGGUACUGCUCGUAAACAUUAUGAAAGUCUUUCCAAAGAAUUCUCUGGCACCUUGUUCGUUCGCAAGUUUUUGCAAUAUAAAGAUCUUAAGGAUCGUUUAACUAAUCUAUUAACUGCUGAUGUUGCCUCGGAAUUAAUUACCAAAUAUGAUAUAGAAGAAAAUGAUUUGCUAUUUUUGGGUAUUGGUGAAAAAAUUGAAACGCAAAAACUCUUGGGUAAAAUUCGUGUUGACUAUCACAACUUUUUGAUCGAAAAUGGCAGAGCUCGUAAAAAUUACGAUAAUAAAUUUGUAUGGAUCAUAGAUUUUCCAAUGUUUGAACUUAAUCCAGAAACUGGCAAUUUGGAGAGUGUUCAUCAUCCAUUUACGGCGCCCCAUCCCGAUGAUAUGGAGGAUUUCAUUAAUUCUAAAUCAGAAGAUUUAGUCAAUAUACGUUCACAAGCAUAUGAUUUGGUAUUGAAUGGUCAAGAGGUGGGUGGUGGUUCGAUACGUAUACAUGAUCGUGAUAUGCAACAUUUUGUUUUGGAACAAAUUUUAAAAAUUCCCCAUGAUCAUUUGGCACAUUUGCUUAAUGCCUUGGAAUCGGGUUGUCCACCACAUGGUGGUAUAGCCUUGGGCUUAGAUCGUUUAAUGGCUAUCAUAUGCCGAGCAGUAUCGAUACGUGAUGUAAUAGCAUUCCCUAAAUCUCUAAAUGGACGCGAUCCAUUGUCCAGUGCGCCUGUACCCAUAUCUGAUGAGGAAAAAGCUCUAUAUCAUUUGUCAAUUCUUGAGGGUAACGGUGGUGAGCAUGAAGAAGCCCAUGGCCAGGAAGAUACUGAUCCAGAUGCUGUACGCGCCUCGCCUUCACCUUCGGCUAUGGAUGAAGAUCAGCCGGCUGUAAACGAAGAAGAAAUGCCAGUCGAUGAGGAACCACCAGCCGUUGUUGAAAAAACUAAAACUGAGCAAAAAAGCCCGCAAAAAGAAGAAACCGUUAAACCUAAACGUGUUGCUAAGAAGAAGCAAUAAGUUCUAUAUAACACACAAAUGCCGCAUACAUUUUCUCUCUCUCUCCCUCUCUCUCCCAAUGAAGCGCAAUUUAAACAUCAUAUUCAUUCAACAUUAUUAUUAUCCUGUUUGAUUAAGAAUUCUUUAUAAUUGCUAUAGGAAAUCAUAAUUUUGUUGGAUGUAUGUGAAUUAUUAUUGCCUGUAUACUAUAAAGGAAGUAUUUAAUUUUUACCCCCAAUUAUUAUUUUACUUACUUUUUCUUAAUUAAUAUUUAAUUAUAUACUUUUUUUUUUAAUAUUCACUUACUGUUCGAAGUGAUUUUAUUAUUACACAUUUACAUAUGUAUGUUUUAGAUUUGUUGUCUCAAUAAAUUAUCAUUAAACUAUAUAACUACAUACAUACAUGCAUAUAUAUAAAAGUUUUAUUGAUUGAAAAUACAUUUAAAAUUAAUUAUGAAAUGU